Molecule: messenger RNA, 945 nt
Organism: Beta vulgaris subsp. vulgaris (sugar beet)
Lineage: Eukaryota; Viridiplantae; Streptophyta; Magnoliopsida; Caryophyllales; Amaranthaceae
Product: protein FAR1-RELATED SEQUENCE 9-like
Exons: 1
Coding region: 1-945 (314 amino acids)
Biological process (GO): regulation of DNA-templated transcription
Molecular function (GO): zinc ion binding
Source: RefSeq, a predicted model, not a curated record
AUGGCUGGCUUAAUCAGCACAACACAAAGAUCAGAGAGCCAGAAUAGUUUUUUUGGUAAUUUCAAUAGUCCAUGUGCUACAUUGGUUGAGUUCUGGUUGCGUUUCCAAACGGCUGUACAACAACAAAGACAUGCUCAAAGCAGUUUGAACAAAGAUAACGACACUUCCUACCCUCAACUUAUCACCCCUUGGCCGAUCGAAGCAAGCGUCUCUAAAGUAUACACCCAUGUAAUCUUUUACCUAUUUCAAGAAGAAGUUAGUGCAGCAUGUUUCACAUGUGGUCAUGCAAGGUCUGAAAUUAGGGAUGGAAUGGAAUACAUUACUGUCACUGAAGAUAGAAAGAAGAAGAAUUAUGAGGUCACUUUAGAUCCAAUGACUUUUGAUGCCAUAUGUUCAUGUUCACUAUUCGAGAGGGUUGGAUUGAUAUGUAGGCAUGUUCUUUGGGUUUACAAGGCCAAACAUUUGAAUAAGUUGCCCGAUAAAUAUAUCCUCACUCGAUGGACGAAGGAAGCACACAAAAGUCAUAUUCAUGAGUUUGAUGAAAAUUUUCCUAAAGAUUGUGGAAAGGUAGAAAUGAAGCAGAUAAAAUUAGGUGAAUUGUGGAAUGAAAUAUAUACAACCAUUGGUCUCGUUGAAGAAAGGGAUGAGGAUAUUGAUGCUCUAAUUGAAAAUCUAAGAGGCUUCAAGAAAUCCAUUAAAUCGGGUGAGGAUAAUACGUCAAUGACAAAAGACCAAGUCAUUCAAGAAUUGAUAGGAUGUAGUGCUCCAAACGAGGUAACUAUAAAAGUUCCUGAGAAAGCCAACAACAAGGGUAGGAAGAGGCUCAAAUCUGUGAAAGAAAAGACUAUUGAGAAGCAACAAAAACCACUAAGAAGGUGUCGUCUAUGCAAUAAAAUGGUCAAUCAUGAUGCAAGGAAUUGUCCUUAUCGAAGUCAACAAACUUAA